AUGGAGGAACCAGAAGUAUCUACAGCAUCACGUACCAAUUCAAUACGGCACCAACACAAGACACUGGUCUCUGGUGAGGACCAGGACAAUGCCUGGGACGCUGGUCCAGAGUGUUCAAUCUGCUUUUGUGCAUACGACAACACCUUCAAGACACCGAAGCUUCUCAAAUGUACCCAUACCUUCUGUCUGGAAUGUCUGUCUCGCUUUGUGACUAUUUCACCAGAGCAGGAGGGUACCCAGAUCACCUGCCCUCUUUGUCGGCGGUCAACAUCCCUGUCUGAGCACGGUCCUCCAGGUCUGGACACCAGCCAGGAAGUUUUGUGUCAACUUCCAAGCGACCAGCAACAAGUGGAGAAAGUUUAUCUAGAUGGAAAGAGGCUGUGCUACUCAAACCCUAUGAUACCCAACUGCGUCUGCAUUGACAUCGGGGAGCAUAAACCAGAGGAGACGCCGAGAAGAGAGGAGAGAAGAGAGGGAUGUGGACACAGACUGCUGCAAUUCUUGGGUUUUUAUGGAAACUGGAAGAGGCUUGUUGUCUUAAUAAUAGUGCUUCUUGUAGUCUUAUUCGUUAUACUGUGGCCCAUCCAGUGCUUUUUCUUCCCAAACUCCAUGUCACAAUGCUUCAGAAAAUCAUGA
Molecule: messenger RNA, 636 nt
Organism: Carassius gibelio (silver crucian carp)
Lineage: Eukaryota; Metazoa; Chordata; Actinopteri; Cypriniformes; Cyprinidae
Product: RING finger protein 223
Exons: 1
Coding region: 1-636 (211 amino acids)
Biological process (GO): protein ubiquitination
Molecular function (GO): ubiquitin protein ligase activity
Source: RefSeq, a predicted model, not a curated record